Molecule: messenger RNA, 1827 nt
Organism: Serinus canaria (Common canary)
Lineage: Eukaryota; Metazoa; Chordata; Aves; Passeriformes; Fringillidae
Product: acrosin-like
Exons: 10
Coding region: 91-1827 (578 amino acids)
Biological process (GO): proteolysis; acrosome reaction
Molecular function (GO): serine-type endopeptidase activity
Source: RefSeq, a predicted model, not a curated record
GCCACAGCAGGCCAUGAAGCACCAUGGAAACAACUUUCUGCUUGCAGAGGGAGCUGUGGCCUCCGAUUUCCGCCACCUGUCAACAGCCCCAUGACUUAUUCCUACGGCAAGGUGGUUUAUGACUCCGGCACAACACGCGUCGUGGGUGGCAUGGGUGCCGCAGAAGCAGAAUGGCCCUGGCUCGUCAGCAUCCAGCACCCAUGGGUUCCAGGCCUUGGACAUUGGUGUGGAGGGUCCCUCAUCACUGCAGACUGGGUCCUCACAGCAGCCCACUGCUUCGACAAGUUUGAUAACAUCAGCAUGGUGUAUGUGUUGAUUGGGGCCACCCAGUUGACUCAGCCGGGCCCUGGGGUUCAAGUGCGCAAUGCCAAGAAGGUGGUGGUACACCGCAGCUACAGGCGUAAGGACUACAGCUACGACAUUGCCCUGAUGCAAUUGGACCGUCCUGUCCUGUGCAGCUCCUACAUCCAGCUGGCCUGCCUGGCUGAGCCCACUCUAAGAGUCUCAGAGUUGAGAAACUGCUGGGUGGCUGGCUGGGGAGCCACUACUGCAAGAAGUCUAGAUUCAGCUGAUCGCCUUCAGCAGGCCAAGGUCCGGCUCAUCGAUCUCCAGCUCUGCAACAGCAGUGACUGGUAUGCAGGAGAAGUCCAUCCCUACAACUUGUGUGCUGGUUACCCACAGGGCACCAUCGACACCUGCAAGGGUGACAGCGGUGGUCCUCUCAUGUGCCAGGACAACAACGCUGACUACUGGUGGGUCAUCGGACUAACCAGUUUUGGGGAAGGCUGUGCCAGACCAAGGCAGCCUGGAGUCUACACCUCCGUUCAGCACUUCUAUGACUGGAUUGAUUACAACAUGCGUAUAAACACCAUGAAUUGGCUCAGCCUCCUCGUCCUGCUGACUGUAGCUGGAAUGGCACAUGGGACAUGGGAUAACUGUGGAGGGACCUGUGGACUCCGAGCUGUGGUGUCGGACUAUGGCCUCAUGACGUACUACUACGGCGACAUGGCUUAUGAAUCCGGCACAACACGCAUUGUGGGUGGUGCUGGUGCCCUGCCAGGGGCCUGGCCCUGGAUUGUCAGCAUCCAGCACCCAUGGAUUCCAGACCCAGGGCAUCUGUGUGGAGGGUCCCUCAUCAGCACACAGUGGGUCCUCACAGCAGCCCACUGCUUCGACGAGUUUGAUAACAUCAGCCUGCUGUACGUGGUGAUUGGGGCCACCCAGUUGACUCAGCCAGGCCAUGGGGCACAAAUGCGCAGUGUCAAGCAGUUGGUGAUACACCAGUACUACAACCCUGAUGACAUGAGCUAUGACAUCGCCCUGCUGCAAUUGGACCAUCCUGUCCAGUGCAGCCCCUACAUCCAGCUGGCCUGUAUGCCCGACACCACACUCAGACUGUCAGAGCUGCAAAACUGCUGGGUGGCUGGUUGGGGUGCCACCACUGCAAGAUCUCAAGAUUCAGCUGAUCACCUCCAGGAGGCCAAGGUCCAGCUCAUUGAUCUCCAGCUGUGCAACAGCAGUGACUGGUAUGGAGGGGAAAUCCACACCCACAACCUGUGUGCUGGUUACCCACAGGGCACCAUCGACACCUGCCAGGGUGACAGCGGUGGUCCUCUCAUGUGCCAGGACAACAACGCUGACUACUGGUGGGUUGUCGGAAUAACCAGCUGGGGGAAAGGCUGUGCUAGACCAAGGCAGCCUGGAGUCUACACCUCCACUAAGUACUUCUAUGACUGGAUCCUGGUCCACACAGGCGCAAACACGCUUGGAAGAGGUUCUCCAGCAUCACAAACCUGGAGCUCCCUUCAGGUACUGGACAGCCACUGA